Messenger RNA from Hibiscus syriacus, 1407 nucleotides. Its product is annotated as transcription factor bHLH96-like. The transcript is spliced from 3 exons. Bases 356 to 1375 code for a protein of 339 amino acids. The record is from RefSeq and is a predicted model, not a curated record. Gene Ontology annotation, biological process: regulation of transcription by RNA polymerase II. NCBI's taxonomy places the organism in Eukaryota, Viridiplantae, Streptophyta, Magnoliopsida, Malvales, Malvaceae. Gene Ontology annotation, molecular function: DNA-binding transcription factor activity, RNA polymerase II-specific; protein dimerization activity; RNA polymerase II cis-regulatory region sequence-specific DNA binding.
AUCUCUCUCUGGUUCAGCAACUGGUCUGCAAUGUAAUCUCACGUGCAGCAUGCUGUAGCAUUUUGUUGUUUUUUCAAGGAUUAAGCAUCUUUUAAAAAGGUCAUCAACUUUCUUUCAUGGGGGAAGAGAAGAUGAUAAAAGGGGGACUUUGUUUGGUCUUUUGGAUGUGUAAUUCUUUGGGCUCUUCAUUAUUUCUCUCAUUUUGGGUUUCUUUGUAGGGAACACCUCUCUCUUUCUCAAUUCUCAGCUUUCAGCUCUUACAAUUACAAGAGAUUCACUUUUCGUGUGACUGAGAGAAACAACAACUUAAAUAGAGAGAUUGCAAGCGUAACAAGGAUCUGGGUUUUUGAAAAACAUGGCAUUAGAAGCCGUGGUUUACCCUCCAGAUCGAUUUACUUAUGGUUUCAAGGACCACUUUCCCGGAGUAGGAGCUUGGGGUUAUGCUUUUUGCUUCCAAGAAGAAGAUAAAAAUCUUACUGCAAUUCUUGAAAGCAACUUAGAACAACAAGAGGAUCAUCAUUUCCAUGCAAAUUGGGGCUCUUCGUCUUCUUCAGUCAUUCAACAACAUCCAAAUGAGCUAUGGGAUCUUUACUCUUCUUCCCCCGAAGUUUGCACUGUCGAUCAGUCUCUCCCCCGCCCUGCAGCCGGGGAUUUCCAAGCUCCGAUGGAACCCCCGCCAUCUUACACUGCGACGGCGACGACCAACGGCACCAGACGAAAACGUCUUCGUACCAGGAGAAGCAAGAACAAAGAAGAGCUAGAGACCCAGAGAAUGACUCAUAUUGCCGUUGAACGCAAUCGACGGAAACAAAUGAAUGAGUACCUGGCUGCGAUCAGAGCUUUGAUGCCACCUUCUUAUGUUCAAAGGGGUGAUCAAGCUUCGAUAAUUGGGGGAGCGAUUAAUUUCGUGAUGGAAUUAGAGCAGCUAUUGCAGACCAUGGAGGCUCAUAAGUGGACCACUCAACAUCCAGAACCCAACGGCAACCUUUCUCCCUUUGCCGAGUUUUUCACCUUUCCACAAUUCUCAACUCGUGCGACGUCUCAGUGCAACGAUUCACCGUCGUCCAUGGCGGCUGAUCGGCCUAUGGGCGCUGCCGAAAGCGUGGCGGAUAUCGAAGUGACCAUGGUUGAGACACAUGCCAACCUCAAGAUACUCUCCAAGAAACGAUCCAGACAACUCUUGGAACUGGUUGCCGGGUUGCAAAGCCUGAGCCUCACCAUUCUCCACUUCAAUGUCUCGACCGUCGAGGAAAUGGUUUUGUAUUCAAUUAGCGUCAAGGUUGAGGAAGGGUGCCAUCUGAACACUGUGGAUGAAAUUGCAGCUGCCGUUAAUCAAAUGCUGCGCAGAAUCCAAGAAGAAGCUGCUUUCAGCUGAGACAUAUAAAGCCCAAGUUUUUUGUCCUGCUG